This is a messenger RNA of Marmota flaviventris (yellow-bellied marmot), 3448 nucleotides long. It is a transcript of the gene Rufy3, whose product is annotated as RUN and FYVE domain containing 3. Gene Ontology annotation, biological process: regulation of axonogenesis. Gene Ontology annotation, molecular function: metal ion binding. NCBI's taxonomy places the organism in Eukaryota, Metazoa, Chordata, Mammalia, Rodentia, Sciuridae. Gene Ontology annotation, cellular component: dendrite; cytoplasm; axon. The record is from RefSeq and is a predicted model, not a curated record.
GACGGGACGGGGCGGCGGCUCCUCGCCGUGACCCUCUGCCUCCUACCCGGGCUGGGACGCUAGUCCGAGGCGGCGGCGAAGCUAGGAGAGCAUGGCUGAGACCCCGCCGCCGCCCACCGCUGGUGCUGAAAGUUGCUGCGAGGAGCCGAAGAGGGGCGGGGAGAAGCGGCCUGAGGAGCCGCGCAGCGAUGCCGCGGGGGUUGAGGACCCAGAAGGCGAGGCGGGGCCGCCGCCGGUCUCUCCCUCCGGGCAGUCCGAGCCCGACUCGCCGGUGGCCGCCCCCUUCUUCCUUCUCUACCCGGGCGAUGGAGGCGCGGGCUUCACAGCGCGUCCGCCGCCGCAGCAGCAGCGCUCCUGGAGGACCCCGCCGUCGCCAGGCUCCCCGUUGCCCUUCCUGCUGCUGAGCUACCCGAGCGGCGGCGGCGGCAGCGGCGGCAAGCACCAUCCAAAUUAUCUCAUGGCUAAUGAACGUAUGAACCUGAUGAACAUGGCCAAGCUGAGUAUCAAGGGUUUGAUUGAAUCAGCUCUGAACCUGGGGAGGACUCUAGACUCUGAUUAUGCACCCCUGCAGCAGUUCUUCGUGGUAAUGGAACACUGUCUGAAACAUGGCUUGAAAGCCAAGAAGACGUUUCUUGGGCAAAAUAAAUCCUUCUGGGGUCCUCUAGAACUGGUAGAAAAACUUGUUCCAGAAGCCGCAGAGAUAACAGCAAGUGUUAAAGAUCUCCCAGGACUUAAGACACCAGUAGGCAGAGGAAGAGCCUGGCUUCGUUUGGCAUUAAUGCAAAAGAAACUUUCAGAAUAUAUGAAAGCCUUGAUCAAUAAGAAGGAACUUCUCAGUGAAUUCUAUGAACCAAAUGCCCUCAUGAUGGAAGAGGAAGGAGCUAUAAUUGCUGGUCUGUUGGUGGGUCUGAAUGUCAUUGAUGCAAAUUUUUGUAUGAAAGGAGAAGAUUUGGACUCUCAGGUUGGAGUUAUAGAUUUUUCAAUGUAUCUCAAGGAUGGGAACAGCAGUAAAGGUAGUGAAGGGGAUGGUCAGAUUACUGCAAUUCUGGACCAGAAGAACUAUGUAGAAGAACUCAACAGACAUCUGAAUGCUACUGUAAACAACCUUCAGGCAAAAGUAGACGCAUUAGAAAAAUCAAACACUAAACUCACAGAGGAGCUUGCAGUCGCAAACAACAGAAUUAUUACCUUGCAAGAAGAAAUGGAACGAGUUAAAGAAGAGAGCUCCUACAUAUUGGAAUCCAAUCGAAAGGGUCCUAAGCAAGACAGGACUGCAGAAGGACAAGCACUAAGUGAAGCAAGAAAGCAUUUAAAGGAGGAGACACAAUUACGAUUGGAUGUUGAAAAAGAGUUGGAGAUCCAGAUCAGCAUGAGACAGGAGAUGGAAUUGGCUAUGAAGAUGCUGGAGAAGGAUGUCUGUGAGAAGCAGGAUGCCCUGGUGUCUCUGCGGCAGCAGCUGGAUGAUCUCAGGGCUCUCAAGCAUGAACUUGCUUUUAAGCUGCAGAGUUCAGACUUAGGAGUAAAACAGAAAAGUGAACUAAACAGUCGCUUGGAAGAGAAGACUAAUCAGAUGGCUGCUACCAUUAAACAACUGGAACAAAGAUUGCGCCAGGCUGAGCGAGGCCGCCAGUCUGCUGAAUUGGACAACCGGCUCUUCAAACAGGACUUCGGAGACAAGAUCAACAGUCUACAGCUGGAAGUGGAGGAGCUCACCAGGCAGCGGAACCAGCUUGAGUUAGAACUAAAACAGGAAAAAGAAAGAAGGUUACACAACAGGAGCACCCCAGAAAAGAGUCAGAAGCCAGAACCCAAGGAUGGAAAGUACAAAAUUCAAGAGGAAAAUGAUAAAAUUAAAAAGUCCUUGGAAGAAAACCACAGGCUGCUGUCCCACCCUACAGAUGAACAGGAUCAGCCGCUGCUCUCUGAAAAGCCACAGAUAUGUCAGCUAUGCCAGGAUGACAGCCUAUCAAAGAAUGUAUGUAAGAACUGCAGAGGAACCUUCUGUAAUGCUUGUUCAACAAACGAACUGCCUCUUCCCUCAAGUAUCAAGCCUGAGCGAGUUUGCAAUCCCUGUCACAAGCAGCUGAUGAAGCAAUAUUCCACCAGCCCAUCAUAAGACUGGAGAAACCUGAACCAAUCACUCACACAGGUGCAUUCUGUACCUGUGUUAGAUGUCAAGACCCCUAAAGCCCAAUUCUUAAAAUCAACUAAGUUGAUAGGAAUAAUUUAGGUAAACCAGGUCCAGGGAAAAAAAGGCAGUGAUUGGGUUUGCUGGAAAUUUUGCUCAAUUUCCCUAGUAAUUGUAUAAAUAAAAAAAAGUUACUGAGUUGAGCCUUUCUUCUGUAAAUCUAAACAACCCCAUUUUGAAGGGGUUAUUUUAUUUUGUACCUUUGGAAAGGCUAUUUUUAUGAGUAUGGGGUUGAUAUAAUAGGAAGGGUGCAAGCAUAUACGAAUUUAAAGAAAGGGGCUGGAGAUGUGGCUCAGUUGUAGAGUGGCUGCUUAGCAUGCACAAGACCCUUACUUUGAUUCCCCAGAACCGCAGGGUGGGAAAAAAAAAAAUAGAAAAGUGAUCAUCUCCCUCUAUUACAUUUGCUGUUUCAAGAAGGAAAGAUAAAUGUUAACUGAGGUCAAAAUGAUGUUACCUAUUUUCCCAGGUGCUGCUAGACAUAAACAUUGUUUCCUCUUCACUCCCACUAACUACCUCUUCUUUACAUAUCUCUACCAAACUGUGAACCCCAACUCAGGGAAAUUAGAGAGUAAUAUAAAUUCUGAAUGUACUGAAAAUAAUAUUGUGUUAAUAUAUUAUAAUUUCAGGAUCAGAAUUUUCUGGUCUUGACCUACAAGUAUUUUCAUUAUUAGAACAAGAAAGAACAUUGUUGUUUUUCCACUUAAUGACUUCAAAAGUAAAUAUCUGCCUUUUUCAGAGUCCCCUACCACAAAACAAGCCAUCUCUCUCCCAGUCCCUCCUUCCUCUCCGUGUCAUAAGGGAAAUUGUAAGCAAAGCUAAGUCAAGUAUGAAGCAGGUUUAAUUUGUUGAUGGCUGAGAACAGUUAGUUCAUAUUUAUUAAAUUAUUCCUUGAAUAAGGAACUCCUUAUUCUGAACCAAGAAUCAGAACUGGCAGACUGGUUUCUUGGAAAGGGCAAUACUCAGACAUCUCUUAGUAACAGACUGGAAAAAGGCAAGUGCACUCAGCAAGGAAAGAAAUGAUUAUGUUAUAUAUGUCUAGAUUGUUUGAUUCCAAUUAAGACCUGAGAAGAAAUUAUUCUGUGGCUGGUUUAGAAUUCAGGGGUAAAAACAUCCUGGAACCAUGUUAUUUGAUAAAUUCUAUCUCUGAAAAGGGUUACAGUCUGGGAAAGAGUUGUUAUUCCAGAAGUCUAUAGACUGUUACAUGGUGAAGCUAAAGUUUAAAAAUACCUGAGGAAAAUAAAAAUUAAUAAUUCUAGUUUA